This is a messenger RNA of Dermacentor albipictus, 2093 nucleotides long. RefSeq lists its product as uncharacterized. Gene Ontology annotation, molecular function: amine binding. The record is from RefSeq and is a predicted model, not a curated record. NCBI's taxonomy places the organism in Eukaryota, Metazoa, Arthropoda, Arachnida, Ixodida, Ixodidae. Gene Ontology annotation, biological process: symbiont-mediated perturbation of host defenses.
UCGACGCCUCCUCCCCAGCAGCGUGACCGGCCCGCCCUUGAUCGCGACCAUGCGGACGGCGGCGCUGGUAUUGGCGCUGGUGUCAGCCGUUGGCACGUCGCUCGGGCAGAACGUAGACGUUCCUUUUGAAAGCGGCAUUAUGGACUCGUUGGAGCGGUACUCCCAGCUCGUGAAGUAUCAGGACGCUGCCUUGUGCUUCCCGCUGAACCAAACGUGGUUCCUCUUGUACCGGACGAACGAGUACAACGAGAUGUUCGGCGGCAACAACACGUGCGUGCGAAUGGGCCCGCGAGCGAGGAGUCCCAUGCGAAACCUCGAGAUUGACGUCAAGCUAGCGUACGCCCAGGACAAGCGAGCAGACAUACAUAUCCGCUUCGAAAGGAGCCAUUCUGCCAUGUCCGACCGAGCCAACGGCAUGGAAGUUACCUAUGCUGACUACGAUAAUACAUUCUCACAAUCGAUAUCCGUCAUAUACUCUAACUGCGACGAGUGCAUGGUGCUCAAGCAUGUAGACAGUGGAGGGUCUUACUCCUGCAGCCUCUUCGCGCCGGCUUCUGUGGUGACACCCAGCUACAGGUCCCCUCCCCCGCAAUGCGAGUUCAUCUACCUGCUGCUCUGCGGAACCAGCCAGUACAAAAUUUUCGACGGCUGCUGCAAGGACGACGACGAGCCGCCGCCGUACACCGACUCGCCGCCGCUUCCAGGUUCAGAAUGAGCUUCGACGUGUGACGCGCCUUAGACGGGGCGUCGCGCGCCGGGGAGAUCUUGCACGCAGACGAGGAAGGCGUGCGCAUGCGCGGAAAAGCGGAGUCGUGAUUGGCCGACGCACGCCGGUUCGUCACGACGGUGAAUGUUGAUGGUAUAUCGAUUAGUCCUGCCCUUUUCAAGCAGAGUCUUUUUUGUUUCUCCUCUUAAUUGCGAAACAGCGCUGCAAAAGUUAACACUCGCAAAAUGUGAACCACGAGUAUACACAGACGAUAAAGCGCUUCUACACCAACCGAAUAAUUAGAGAGAAAAAAAAACACACACACACACGGGGAGUGCAGUUGUGAGCAGAAACGCCAAUGCUCCAAGGGCGCCAAUGCUCCAAGAAGUGCCAGGGCUCAUAACGAAUUAUGUAAAACAGUGGCAGGGGAGGGGAACCUUGCUCUACGUUGUUCACGGUGUAAACGUACCGCGAACUUCAAGGACCCAUCCAUGGUGGCAUGCAGCAAUAAAGAAGAAUUGUUGUAGAAGCGUAUACACUGUGCUUUCGGGAAAGCAUGGAGUAAGUUCGCCAUUGAUCGCGUUCCCCCGACAGGCAAUUGUCUUUUCUGGGUGUCCACAAAAAAAAAAAAAAAUCCGGAGCAUUCGUACAGUUAAAGUAUUCGGUUCAGGUGAGUGGAGCCUGGGCAAGGCGCUAAUUGAUAAAGUCGCACGCGUCAAGCUGCCAAGCAUAGCUUCCUGCGCUCUCGAGUAAGUCAGCCAUACUUUUGUCUACAAACGUUUUUUUUUUCUUCUUCUUUUCCUCUGCGAUUUCUCCUUCUUUCAUGUACUGCGUGUACUUUCUUUGCGCAUUGGCGCUUCUGCUCACAAUUUCACUCCCCGUGGGUUCUUUUCUCAUAAAUCAGUUGAUUAAAGCACAUCGUCUGUGCUCGCGUUCGCGUUUUGUGUGCGUGUCUUGAUUUCUGCAGCGCUGUUUUUUUUUAAUUAUGUCAUUCCAGGUAGCUCUAACGCACGUCUUAAUCCUUCUCGCUCUCUUUCAUAUUUGUUGAUGGAGCAAGUCUGCUCCCUAUGUGACAUAUCGCCAGCGCGGGUUGCAGUGCUUGACAGUGCUUUCUGAACAAAGUAUUGCUCUCACAUUCUCUCUCUCUCUCUCUUUGUUUUCGAUUCGUUAAGGUUCAAGCCUAUUCUAAGGACUUGUCAGACGUUAGGUUAACGCACUGGGCCAGUUGACUGGGGUUCAAAGGCUGCAUUUUUUUUUCCAUCUGAAGGACGCAACCUGCCAUGAUUACACAAUUAUCACGUUCUCAGGCGAUGCAUUAAGCCUCAUAAAUCACUCUUUCAAUCACUUGCCGACUGCGGUGUUCCAAAAUAAAGGCACGUUGCUGCAA